CCACAGACGAGCUAAAUUCAGAAAAUUUUGCUGAAAACACUCAGUUGUCAAAACUUCACAAUGACCCUACUAACGAGCUGGAUAUCAGUCCUAAUGUCAUUUCUUCUUCUCUUACAUUUUUGGAGAGCAAAGGUCUGUGCUUCUGGAAACUCAGAGGAGGAAACAGAUUUCACAUAUCUUAUUAUAGGAGUUACUCUGGGAGCGUUUCUAGCAAUCGGUUUUGUAGCAGUAAUAAUCUGCUUGAUCAAAAAACAAAUGAUUGACAAUGUUUUUGGAGAGUCAGAUGGCAAAAUGGAUAGAAGGUCAAACAUGGGAUCAAGCCAAAACAGAGACGACAUCAAUGUACUAGGAAAACAAAGUACAAAUGAUCAAUAAUCCUUUUGCAAUCAACAGUUACCUGGCCUGAGGAUCAAUAGAAGUCUCUUGCGCACAGGCAGGAAUCUCACCAAUACUGAUUCCUUUCUUUGUUCUUUAAUUGAAAGACUGAUUGAUUGAUUACAGGAAGAGCUUUUGGUGCAUGCUAACUUCAAUCACCUGCACACAAAGAGCCUGCAAUCCCCCACAGCAUGUAUAUGAAGGAAAUGUAUGAGGACAAUAAAAUAGGUGAGCUCUGCUCACUAAUAGGUCCUGUUUAGUCUGUGAUAAGUAUAUGUUUAAUUUCUAAAAUCAAUUAAGUACAAGGUAAUCAAAAAGGUAGUCAUACAUUUCAGCAGCAGAAUUCGUGGUCAUGCACAUAUUUCAAGUUAGGUAAAUAAUGACUGAAGUAACUUGAAAAAUCAUUCAGUUGAGGUUGAAGCAAAACAAGGCUUUCCAAUUUUUUCAGGAAAUCUAUGUUUUGUGUUAAUAGGAAAACAUUUCAUUCACGCAAAAGUUAUAUCUUUUUUAGCUUUAGGACUGAUGUCUUUUGUUUAACUGUAGGUGGUAGUGUUAAUUUCAGCAUUUAAAAUGAAUUGUGGUCAUUUAAAAGGAAGAAUGCCUUUUUGAAAUAGUGUUUUUCAUGUUUUGUUUUUAGAACAUUGAAACAAAAACAGUCUUGUAUACUCAAAACAAAAAAUUUCUGGACAUUUGAAACAAAACAUUUCAUGUCAACAUUCUACAAACAAGCUAAUCUAACAUUUCCAAAAUUCGUCCAUCCCCACUUUUUUAGUAUAAAACAAUGCACUAAGUUCAACCAGAAAUUACGAAUAAUUUGUCUCCCAACCCCUUCGUUCUUGUUCUAGCCUUAUAUUCUGUCGAAUUUGAUUUCAUCAAAAUUGCUUUGUCUGGCUCCAAUUACAAGCUUCUUACAGUGGGAGUGACAAGAAGAAAAAUUAGAACUUUGUCUCAGAACAUUUAGAAUAGUUUAAAUAAUUUAAAAUCGUUUAAACCCAAGAUACUUUGUAAACACAUCCCAACUUUUACCAAAGCUGUGAGCCUGUGGCUUUGGUCUCAGUUUAGAAAAUAAUGCUGCAGACUCUAUUCUGUUUAAUCCACUUCUUUCAAGAAUGCUGUAUUAUAACAGAUGUUGUCAUCACAAGGUGCAAGAAAAGCAGGAAGAUUUUUGUGUUUCGAGCCAGGCUUUCCUUUCAGCUUGUGAAGAGGGAGCAGCAAAUGUCAGCUGCGGGUGCUAUGGGAGCACUUAGCUACCAGCAACGCCACGCUGGGCGUCCUCUGCUAUUCCCGCAGCUCCUCCCAGGAAACCCAGCAGGACUCAAAGGCUUGAGAGCCUCAGGUAGAAGGCAUGCACAACGUUAAGCAACGUCACAGUAUUUCACAGGUAUAGCUGUUGUGUCGUAGCAUUACAGGGUGACUCCAAGCAGGAUGUUACGCUAUUUUAUUGUGACUUACAAACAACCACUAUCCAGAUGCAAAGACCACAAGCUGUAAAUAGAUUGGGUCUUCCUAAACUUUUAGCUGAGGCCAAUGUCUAUAGACAUAUGGAUGUUUUUUAUCUCCCAUCUAACAUACAUUCCUCAAGUUAACUUUUAAACCAGUGUCUGCUCUCUGUUAUGCCAUGUGCCGGAUCAUAAUAAAUAAAGUCCUUUCCAGUUCUUCACUACUGCAAUAUAACAGAAGUUAUCAACGUAACAAAAAAAAAAAAAAAAGGCAAAUGUUAGGCUGAAGUUCAAUCUAGAAAUUCUGUGUAUUAUUAAGAAAUAUCACUCAAAAAAGUCACAGAAACCAGGGCCUCCCACCCAAUAAUCAAGUUUCAGACCGUGAAGAGCUGCAAUUAAUCCUACACAUUAAAGGCAGAGCUGAUGUGCUGAGUCAGGGACUUAGAGUCAACACACUGUCAGAGCAUCAGAGCAGAUACAUCAAAAUGUUGACUCUAUGAAGAAUAAGCUACUGUACUACUUGUAACUGUAACUAAAAGGAUUUGGAUAUGGUUUUGUUCUGACUUUAGCAAAGCAGGUAAUUUUAUGUAUGUGCAAAGGAACAUGAAAACUGGAUGUCAAUUUUUCCACACAUUUUGAACAACAAAAUGUAAGGUUUAUUUUCAGAGAAAAUUGAUACAUUGGAAUAACUUUCCUGGAUUCUUAGGUGUCUGUUACCCAGUUCAGCAACACCGCAGUUCAUUAGCAGCACUUGCUAACAGAUAAACUAAAGCAGUAAUGUGAUACUUGUAAGUAAUUGUGUGUGUGUACAUGUGUAAGUGAAUAAACCGUC
This is a messenger RNA of Chroicocephalus ridibundus (black-headed gull), 2646 nucleotides long. RefSeq names its product transmembrane protein 273 (gene TMEM273). Bases 61 to 375 code for a protein of 104 amino acids. NCBI's taxonomy places the organism in Eukaryota, Metazoa, Chordata, Aves, Charadriiformes, Laridae. The transcript has 6 exons. The record is from RefSeq and is a predicted model, not a curated record.